Messenger RNA from Cucurbitaria berberidis CBS 394.84, 608 nucleotides. RefSeq lists its product as uncharacterized. The transcript is spliced from 2 exons. The coding region runs from base 165 to 497 and encodes 110 amino acids. The record is from RefSeq and is a predicted model, not a curated record. Lineage: Eukaryota; Fungi; Ascomycota; Dothideomycetes; Pleosporales; Cucurbitariaceae.
GCCCUGGUCCUGGCCCGCGGGAGGGAGUCCGGGAGACGUUCUGUCAUCCUGAUUGCAGCUUGCCGGCCCUAGCUGCCUACCAAGUGCGCGCCGUGGGCCGUGGCUGGUCGUGCACUUGUCCUCGACCGCUGUCCGUCAUGUAGCCGGCGGGGGCAGUGUGUGUGAUGCCGCACGACCGUGUCUCAUCAUGUGCCCCUCAGCACAUCCCAUCCCAUCACUACGCUUGCCGCUCGGUGAGAAAUGAGAGAACAUGUGCUGCUCUCAUCUCCUUGUUGAGCGCCUCAUUGGCAGCAGCUCGCGGACUCCAAACCCCCAAAUCAUGGCUCUGUGCCGCAGCCUCUUCAAACACGGGCGCCUUGGGGCGACGGCAUGCCCAGCCAGGGUGUUGUCAGCCCAAACUCAACUGUCUAGUAGAUCUGCAUCAUCUCAAGCUAGCCGUAGCGGUCCAUGUAGAAGCGUUGGGGUCUCGACAGCUUUUCUUUGCUUCUUAUUGUUGAUCAGACAACCAGUGGCAACGUCGCGCCUCACUGCAGUGGGAAGAAGCAAUUAUCGUAUACACGCCAUGCAGCCACAUAAGAGCUGUCACAGCAGAGUAGGGCCUGCUUACU